AUGCAGUUCUAUUCCACAGUUCUUGUUGUGAUCGGUAUUGUUGGGGUGUCUGCAAUGGAAAGUGGCGUACAUCAAUUGCCGAUUAAGAUGUUCGAUGAUCUUGAGCAGGAUCUACGACCGUUAGUGGUUGAUUCAAACCCACUUUCUACGGAUGGAUACAAAGUCUACCCCGGACAGUUCCCGUACCAUGCUCGGUUGUUUACUGAGCGUGAGGGUUUAGUUGGUACUAUCCUGACUGCCGGGUCCCUCAUUACACCGAAUUAUAUCCUUACGAGUGCAGCGGUCAGAAAUAGAACCACUCAUGGAUAUGCGAUUUUGGGUAUCGACGAUGGAAGCACCCCAGAAACGCAGCAGCGUAUCAACUUCUCCCGAAAUGCUACGCAGGUACAUCCCGUCCUGGACAUCACUAUAGUUCGCCUAGAUCAUCCAGUUACCUUCACCAAGUAUGUGCAACCGAUUCGUUUGCCCAGCCUGUCGGACUCCCGCACGUAUGAGAUGAUGGAAGGCACAAACGUUGGAGGAUCUUCUUCCGGACCACCGUUUUAUUUGAGUAGACAGAUAAUGCCGUUCGAUAGAUGCAAUGCGCGUCGUAUUUGCACGAAUUCAUUCAUAGGAGGAGCAUUCUGUCGUCCAGUGUACGGUUCUGGGUUGAUCGUGGAGGAUGAGAAUGGGCCAAUACUGGUUGGAGUUACAACUGAAGUCUAUGGAUGUGACCGGAACACUUCUACGCUUUAUGACCGUGUAUCUGAGCUUCGUGACUGGAUCAGUGUAAACUCGGACUAUGUGUUUGAUUUUUAA
This is a messenger RNA of Anopheles moucheti, 798 nucleotides long. Its product is annotated as collagenase-like. Lineage: Eukaryota; Metazoa; Arthropoda; Insecta; Diptera; Culicidae. The transcript has a single exon. Gene Ontology annotation, biological process: proteolysis. The record is from RefSeq and is a predicted model, not a curated record. Gene Ontology annotation, molecular function: serine-type endopeptidase activity. Bases 1 to 798 code for a protein of 265 amino acids.